UAGAGAAUUGGACAGGAUUGCAGACUCUGAGAGACGUCGAUAUGGAGCUCUACACUGGACUCCAGAGACUAACCAUCAUGAAUUGCAACCUGAGGGUGAUCCAGGCUCGAGCGUUCGCUCAGAACCCACACCUACGCUACAUAAACUUGUCAAAGAAUCCUCUCUCCACUCUGUCAUGGCAACUCUUCCAGCACCUCCAACUCUCCGAGCUGCGUCUUGAUGGUGUGGUUUUCGACUGUGGUUGUGAUAUCCGCUGGAUCCAGCUGUGGCAGCAGAGAGGAGAGGCCGGGCUCCACACACAGCAGCUGUACUGCAGGAACGGAGCCUCUAAGAUACGACUGCACAACAUGUACAUCAACAACUGUGACUUACCAGAGAUCAGUGUGAGCCACAGCAGUGUGUUGGUGAUGGAGGGUGACAAUGUGACAGUGAGCUGCAAUGGAUCCGGAUCACCACUGCCAGAAGUGGACUGGACUGUCAGCGGCCUGCACUCCAUCAACACACACCUGUCCAAUGUGUACUGGCCCAAUAUCCACUCCAUCAACCUGACUCUUUUCAACAUCAGCCGAGAUGACAACAACUUCCAGCUGACCUGCAUUGCUGAGAAUGUGGUGGGGAUGACCAACUCCUCCAUCCAGCUCAACGUACAGUUUCCUCCAGUCAUCUUGAGACUGGCUGAGCCCGAGCAACGUCUCCAUACGUGCAUUGAGUUCACGGUUCGGGGCUACCCCCAACCCAAGCUACGUUGGUUCUACAAGCAAAAAGAGCUUGUUGAGAAUGAUUACAUCCGAACUGAGAUGGACUUCUACCAGGACUAUCUGGAGGGCUGUCUGAUCUUUCAGAACCCAACACACAUCAACAACGGCAACUACACUCUGGAGGCCAGCAACUCCCUGGGAAAAGUCACCAAGUCAGUGUAUGGCCACUUCCUCAUGGAGCCGGGCAUCAAUGAUGAAGCCACUACAGCACCAUCAGACUCAGGCCGACCAGAUGAAGACACAUUCGGGGUUUCCAUCGCUGUUGGUUUGGCAGGAUUCGCUUGUGUCCUCCUCCUCGUCCUCUUUGUUCUCAUCAACAAAUAUGGCCGGCGCUCCAAGUUCGGCAUGAAAGGUCCAGUUGCUGUGAUAAGUGGCGAAGAAGACUCAGCGAGCCCUCUUCAUCAUGUCAAUCAUGGGAUUAUUACCCCUUGCACUCUGGAUGCGGGUCCUGAUGCUGUUGUCAUAGGGAUGACUCGUAUUCCUGUGGUGGAGAAUCCUCAGUACUUCAGACAUGGACACAACUGCAACAAACCAACUACCCUUGUCCAACAUAUAAAAAGGAGAGACAUCAUCCUGAAGAGGGAGUUGGGUGAGGGAGCCUUUGGUAAAGUCUUCUUGGCAGAGUGUUACAACCUGUGCCCGACCAAGGACAAGAUGUUGGUAGCUGUCAAGACGCUAAAAGAUCCCAACCUGUCGGCAAGGAAGGACUUCCAGAGAGAGGCAGAGCUGCUGACCAACCUGCAGCACGACCACAUUGUUAAAUUCUACGGCGUGUGUGUAGACGGAGACCCUCUCAUCAUGGUGUUUGAGUACAUGAAGCACGGAGACCUCAACAAAUUCCUCAGAGCCCACGGCCCAGAUGCCAUGAUCCUGGUGGACGGUCAGCCACUGCAAUCCAACGGAGAGCUGAGCCUUUCCCAGAUGCUGCACAUCGCCACUCAGAUUGCCUCAGGCAUGGUGUACCUGGCCUCCCAGCACUUUGUCCACAGAGAUCUGGCAACCCGCAAUUGCCUGGUGGGCAAUGGCCUGUUGGUCAAGAUUGGAGACUUCGGCAUGUCCAGAGACAUCUAUAGCAGUGACUACUACAGGGUUGGAGGACAUACCAUGCUACCUAUUCGCUGGAUGCCCCCGGAGAGCAUCAUGUACAGGAAAUUUUCCACAGAGAGUGAUGUCUGGAGCUUUGGGGUCAUCCUCUGGGAGAUUUUCACCUAUGGGAAGCAGCCUUGGUUUCAGCUGGGUAACAAUGAGGUUAUUGAAUGCAUAACCCAGGGACGGGUUCUGGAGAGGCCUCGGAUUUGUCCUAAGGAGGUGUAUGACAUCAUGCUGGGCUGCUGGCAGAGGGAACCGCAGCAGCGACUGAACGUUAAGGACAUUCAGAAAGUCCUGUUUGCCAUGGGAAAAGCCACGCCGGUCUACCUGGACAUCCUUGGCUAGCAGCAGUCCUGGGUGGCCCAUUCCUCGCCAGACAGUGUACAGACAGAUGACACACAUGAACCCAGGAAUAACCAAACCAACCUGCUCCACUGUCGAAAAACACCUACAAUGUUUGGGAAGGACUUAAGUGCCUGCAACACUUUUGGAUAUAGUGGAUAAAACAUAUUCAAAAAAACACGCACUUUUACAUUUUGUUUACUUGCGUAUACGAUGUACAGGUUUGCUGAAAAAAACUGCAAAACUACACAAAAAUGGAGAUGAAAAGGGAAGUAAUGUAGACUGGCAAAGAGGAAAGUUGCCACCGCUUGAGUCUGAGUUACAGAGAGAGACCACGUCAGAGUUGAAAUCUAUCCUGGGUUUGGUUUUAUGAAUAUAGAAAUAUUACUUAUAUUUUAUAUUUAUUUCUUUUUGUCAAGGUGUUAGAGGGUCUGCCAUGUGUGAUGCUAAGGGCUUGGCCCUGUCUGACCAACUAUUGGCAGGGACUUGACGAUGGAAGCCUUACUUGCACUCUGAUUGGCCGGCACUAAGCUUUUAAUGGGAACUCUGCUUUGUGGAAUAACACUGGAUAGAUGGAGAAAAAAAAAAGAAAAAAAAGAGAAUUCCGUAGAGGACCUACCCAAUCAGACAACUGACAAAUCUAUUUUAAUUUAAAUAUAAUGUACAUAUUGUAAAAUUCUAUGUGUCAAAAUUAUGUUAACUUAUUUUUUCGGACAUUAUUUCAGUUCCUUCUGACUGUGACCUGGGUGGCUAAAAGUUUAAGCUAUGGUAUUUGUUGUCGCUCCUAAUUUAGAGAUUUCUCUUCUCUGCAAUUACUGGUGUCAGUGCUGGUAAGUUGUCUCACGAGGAGAAGACGAGUACAGUUCGAAUAUCCCACUGACACCGAAUCACAGACUUUAGGAGAAUAGAAGACGACUCGGAGCCAUGAUUCAACGCGACACCUUUUCAAAGACGUGCUGAAACCUCAUCUCCACAGUUCAUUUGUGCCACAGCCCUCAAACACGUGCACACACACACACACUUUGAGAAACCACUCUUUUAUUUGUUCGGACUUUAUGGCAUAAAACCACUUUUCCACUCUUGGGAAAGAAAAACAACAUUUUUGUAACUAAGAUUAUAAAUUAUUUGUUAGGUAAUAACAUUAAGAAAUGGUUUGACAUUGGGAGACACUUUCUGGGAGUUAGAUACUGCUCCUAUUAUCUGUCAGCUCAAUAUGAAUCUACAGCCAGUUGGAUAAGCUUUGCAUAAAGACUGGGAACAGUGAGACGGGCAGUCUGGCUCUGUGCUUAGGGGAGGAAAUCUGCCUGACAACAACUUUAAAGCACCUUUAGAAUUAAGAUGUUUUUAAGAGCACAUCAUUCAAAUUCAGAGACAAAAGCCAAACUAAAAUAAUAGGACUCAGCAAUAUGUAAAAUGUGGAUAUAUCCAAGGACGUACAGGUUAUACGUCAGGGUAGAAAACGAUUAUUUAACUAUUACUGCAAAAAUGAAAAGGACUCAAGAGAUGUGCCGGUCAAUAGUAUGGAUAUGGAUGAAACCACGUUAGGAUAACAAAUCAGAGGAAGUUUAUUUUGUACUUCAGCCUUAAAUUCCAAAGGCUGUGGUCGCUGGUGAUAUACUUUUAGAAUAUCAUGAACCACAGACCUUUCUCAAGACUGAUAAAAGAAAUGUUCCAUGCAAGAUUAGAUUGAGUUGCUGUGUCAGCGCCGGAGAAUGGCCUGGCUGUGUCCAUUAUUAUUCUGCUGUAGUGAAAAACACUUUGGCCACUUUGUACUUUGUAUGCGCUCACUGCUUUGCCCAGGAUGCAGUGACCGUGCCCCUUCUGUGGAAGGUUAUUCUGGUGGAACACACGGAGGCUUGAUCGUUGUCAUUUUUAAACGGCUAAAUGGAAAACACAGCUGUGAAAGUUGAUGGUAACAAGCCGGAAGCUGGAGGAGAGAGAAAAAAGAAAAAGAAAGCCAAGCUCAGCUCUGUAUUCUGUUCUGUGUAUAAUCUAGGAAAACCAAAAGUGAAAGAGCAUCCAUGCACCACAAGCCUGUCUCUCUCCCCCAAGUACACGGUGUUCUUCACAUCUUAAAUAUUAAGUUCUGGAUGUGUCAGAGCCAGCCCAGCUUAGUUCUCCUUGUUUCCAGUCUGUAUCCUCGGCUAAACUUAAUUUUUUUAUUUCAUUUUUUUUUACCCCUGGCAAGAAAGCAACUCAUUGUAUUUUUCAUCAUGUUAAACCAAAUUAAAAGCCAUGAAAAGAAACAAUAUCCCACACAUUUCAUUUGAAACAACAACACCAUUCAUUCCUCUCAAUUUCUCAUGAAUGGAAUUUAAAGCGUGUUCACACUUCUCUUCUUGGCACUUUGUGGCCUCUGCAUGUUCAGUGAUGACGAGGUUUUACACCCAUCCGUUGCUUUGAUCAAAACAACAAACUCUCUCCCGUCACAUGAAGAGCGGAGCCACUGAUGCAGGCAGACAGAAUUGGAAAACAUGAAACAUGGACACAAAACUGACGACCCCAAAUUGCAAAAACCAAGAACUCCAACCAAAUGGUAUAAGUUUUAAAGAGUCAUCCGUUAUUAAGUUGACCAACUGAGUUAGUUUUUACUGAGGGGAAACCUGUGCAUUUCUCCUACAUGAAUGAAAACAAAAAAAAACCUCAGGCAACACGUUUAUUUUAUGACGUAUCUGGAUCUAUGUUUGGGACGGUAACUCUUCACAUCGCUUUGCAUCCUGACAGUGUCACAGUGUUGUCUCUGCUCCCCUCGGGACUGUGUCAUCAUUAAUAAGCAUACAGUUAUUACAAGUGUUUUAUAUGAGAGGCAGGAUCGAGUCCAAGGAGUUACCCAAAGCAUUCUGUUUGUGUGUAUUCUCUCGUGGUAAAGAUAAACGCUUAAAGACAUUAUGACACAGACUGUGAGCAUUUGCAGGGUAUUGUAAUCCUUUCAUGGUGAGUUGAUUAUCGUUUAAAACAUUCUUUUUUUUUUUCUUCUUGGAUGAACUAACUGAACACUUUUUGAAGCAAAGUUGGCAUAUUAUGAUGUACACAUGUUACAGAAUAUAAAAAUGUGGUAUAACAAUUGCAGUAUAUAAAAUACUGGUAUUCCAUGAUAGAUCUUUGUAUCAAUGUGAUUCUCUUAAGAAAAUGUCUUCAAACAAUCAAA
Messenger RNA from Solea senegalensis (Senegalese sole), 5337 nucleotides. Its product is annotated as NT-3 growth factor receptor-like. The transcript is spliced from 15 exons. Gene Ontology annotation, biological process: cell surface receptor protein tyrosine kinase signaling pathway; cellular response to nerve growth factor stimulus; positive regulation of kinase activity. Gene Ontology annotation, molecular function: neurotrophin binding; transmembrane receptor protein tyrosine kinase activity; ATP binding. NCBI's taxonomy places the organism in Eukaryota, Metazoa, Chordata, Actinopteri, Pleuronectiformes, Soleidae. The record is from RefSeq and is a predicted model, not a curated record. Gene Ontology annotation, cellular component: axon; plasma membrane; signaling receptor complex. The coding region runs from base 42 to 2192 and encodes 716 amino acids.